This is a messenger RNA of Ceutorhynchus assimilis (cabbage seed weevil), 1934 nucleotides long. The record is from the annotation of a GenBank genome assembly. NCBI's taxonomy places the organism in Eukaryota, Metazoa, Arthropoda, Insecta, Coleoptera, Curculionidae.
CCAUUGUCAUAAGGCAAUAGCGUUUGUUCUAAUUUGAACGCACAUUGAGUUUGAGAAUAAGAUAAAAUAGAAAUUAUAGUUGUUUGUAAUACUAUAAAAUUGUGGAAAAUUGUGUUUUAUAUGAGUCUAUAUAUGGGAAAAUCUAUGUCUGGUAGUGCAUCAUCAGGAUCUUUGUUUUGUAUUUCAAGAAACUAUGUGAUAGACUCGAAGUAGGAAAAUUAUGGAAGAUAGAGAAAAAAAAGAGGCCGAGAACCAGUAUCCCGAUGGCGGCUAUGGAUGGGUUAUUGUUGGAGCUAUUUGUCUAAUAAAUGUCAGUUUACUGACACUGGUGCCAUGUUUCGGACUGAUAUUCAAAGACGAAUUCAAGCAAUGGGGCGUCAGUUCAGCCCAAACCUCAUUUUUACUUCAUUUACAAAAUUCUUUAUUUUGUUUAUUUGGUUUUUUCUCUAGUCCUUGUCUCAAAAUAUACGGAAUGAGACGCGUAUCCUUAGUAGGAGCUUUUUUGAUGAGCUUUGGAAUAUUUUUAACCAGUUUUGCUACUUCAUAUGCGUACCUGGUUUUUUCUACUUCAGUGUUAAUAGGUAUCGGACAAGGUAUAGCAAUGCCUGCAACAUACCUAGCUACCUACACUUACUUCAAAAAAAGACUGACUAUAGCUUUAAGUCUUACUGUUACGAGCGCUAGCUUAUCUUCCAUAAUUCUACCAAAAAUCUGUGAUAAAUUACUAGCUCAAAUAGGUCGUAAGUAUGUGGUCUUGGUUCUUUUUGCCAUCUCCUUGUUGUCGUUUAUUGGAUGCGGCUUGUUGAAACCAGUAAAAAAGAAAAAAAUUAUGACUGACAUGAAACCAGAAGUUACCAAAGAGCUUUUGCCAAACAAUUCGAACAAAGUCUACCAGAGCACAACUACAGCAAAACCUCAAAAUGUCUCAGUUUUGACUAAAAUCUUCAACAUAUUUGACUUACACCUACUCAAAGAUGUACCAUUGGUUAUAAUGAUUAUUGGAUUAGGAGUGUCAUUUGCUUCAGAACUAAACAUAAUCCUGAUGUUGCAAUUUAUCUUGGAAAAACUGUCUUUGUUUGAAAGAAGUGACAUAGCAACAGCCGUAAUGAUUCAGAGUAUUGCUGACAUAAUUGGCAGGCUUUUGAUUCCUAUGUUGGCCCAUUGUGCCAACGCUUCUGGCAAAGUUAUGUAUGCUGGGGCACUAAUUUUGGCUUCUUGUGGCAGAACUAUUUUGGCUAUUUGGCCCACAAACAAUUUGGUAGUUUUUGGGGUGAUUUUCCUUAUAGGACUCACCAAAGGCACCAGAGCAGUAUUUCAGUCAGUAAUUUUGCCCAAAUAUGUGAGUUUAGAUAAGAUACCGGCUGCAACUGGGGUCAAUAUGCUGUUUACUGGCUUUGUAUCGUUGAUUAUUGGACCUUUAUUAGGUAUUGUCCACGAUAAAACAGGUUCCUAUAUUUAUGCUUUGCAAACUGCCUCGGUGCUAUCAGUGUCUUGUGUGGUCAUGUGGAUAUUGGAAUGGGCGUUUUUGGAAAGGGCCACUAGCAGUGAAGAAUAAUGUGAUUUUUGUUAACUGACUAAUAAUUUAAUAUAGAUAGUUUUAUUACAGGCUUACAUUUUAUCCAAAAAACCUGCAUUUUUACAUACUAAGUAUAUGAGAAUUCUGUUAGAGUAGUUUUAGUUGAAAUAGGUAUAAAGAACAUCUCAAGCUUAUUGAGAGAAAACACUAAAAAGAGUCACAAUGAAUUCGGACAUAGGAAUUAAUUCUGGAAGAUUGUUUCCUGCCACAAUAUCUGGAUGAAAAAUGUAUUUAGCUUAAUUUUGGCUUCUUUGUAGAAAAAUCAAAAGGAUUUCAAGGAUAUCUGCCGUAUUUCACAAAACAGACUAAUUGGCAAAUUUGGUUUUAAUACUUGAAGAAUAAAGAAGAGACAUUUCCA